AUGGCCUCGUUGCCGCUGGGGACCCAUCAUCUGCCAGAGCAGCCGCCGAACCUACAGCCGGAGGCGAUACAGCAGCACCAGCACCAUCAACUUCGUCAGCAGCAACAGCUUCAGAAUGAGGCCUCAGUGAAGAUCCCUCCUCCGCGAUCGGAGAUGGGCAACGAGAAAAUGACGGUCCGCGUUUCUUCCCUGACUCUUUUUCUUGUUUUGGUGUAUUUAGUCUCUUAUGAGCUCUUUUUGUUUUUUUGAGUUCACUGCAAGAAGAUCCCUACGUGUUUUCCAUCUUCCCAGUUUCUCAUUCCACGGGAAUCAUCAGCGUCUUUAUCUGGGUUCGUCUUGCUGAUCUCGUCGGAUUUGGGGGAUUCUGAUUUCUUCUGAUGCUUUUCUGCGACACCUCAGAACCACAGGAGAGUCCAUGAGACGCAUGCGUCUUUUCUACUUCUAUUGCCUUCUGUUUUUGUUCUUUUUUUUAGCUCUUUUAAAUUACGGAUCAUCUUGCCAAUGAUCCCUGGACAACUCAUUCCCCUAAUUUGAUUCUUCAUUUUCCAGCGCCAUACUCUCUCCCUCGUUUUCAUCUAGGAUUUGUCAUGUCUUUCCCUUUCUUUUGCCUCCUUUGACUUUUCACCCCCAAACCUUCUGUUGUUUCAUCUGACAUGUCGCACUGAUGUCAUCCUUCAUAUGCACUUUCAGAUAUUGCUUCGUUUUGUUCUGCGCCAUUUCUCUUCUAGGGGCGUCUACUAGUAUAAAGAUGAUGGUUAUGUUAAGUGGCACGAUUUCCGUGGAGUUAUUGUAUGAGCUAUUUUUGUUUAAUUGCUGUAGAAUUCUCAGAUUUGCUCAGUCAGAGUGGUGACAUCGUACUUGAUCAGCCUCAUUAACUCUUUGUAGCUCCUUGGUCUCCUUUUCAAACUUGAGAGCAAUUGAUUCAUUCUUUCAAUGCUUUAUUUUUCUCCAUUCCAUGCCUAUAUGGAUCAUUUUGCACUCUUAUCGAAUUGGCCUUUGAUGUUGCAGAAAUGCUUCAAAACUGUCUGUAUUUUUUCAUAUUUUGAUCCUUUUGCCAGAUCUAUAUUUUUAUAACUCCUAAUGUAUUUGUUCCUAUUGGAUUAUGUUUAUUUCUCUGGAAUUUUACCCAAGGAGGCUAAUGGUUAGGGUGAAUUUUUUUGCUAUAGAAAGCAUCAGUCGUCGAGGGAAACAAUCCACUUACUGGCCACAUAAUUUCUACGACGAUUGGAGGAAAGAAUGGUGAACCCAAGCAGGUAUCCCUUGAACCAAAUUAACUGGCGAUAUUUUCCCGUGAAGCUUUUGCUCAGCUUCUGUUCCAACGAUCAUUUUUUCCUUGAUUUGAUAUUCUGCCUGAUAAUAACCUGAUCUACUCUUUCAUUGAUGCUUUUCUUUGUUUAUUGGGGAAAACGAUUUCUUUUGUGAUAAGUCCCCACUAUUUUGCUUGCUUGCUUUUAAUCACAAAGUCGCAUUUUGUUUUCCUGCAGACCAUCAGUUACAUGGCAGAGCGGGUUGUGGGAACUGGGUCUUUUGGUAUCGUCUUCCAGGUCAUCCUUAGUGAUCUGAUCCCUUCUGCUUAAUAGCUGAAUUUCAUCUUGGCUUUUGUAAUUAUUAUUUUGUUACAGGCCAAGUGCUUGGAAACUGGGGAAACUGUUGCUAUUAAAAAAGUCUUACAAGACAAGAGAUACAAGAACCGUGAGCUCCAAUUGAUGCGUUCAAUGGAUCAUCCAAAUGUUAUAUCUUUAAAGCACUGCUUCUUCUCCACCACAAGUAGAGAUGACCUCUUUCUCAAUUUAGUAAUGGAAUAUGUUCCAGAAACUGUGUAUCGUGUCUUGAAGCAUUACAGUAAUGUGAGCCAGAGAAUGCCACUUAUAUAUGUCAAACUUUAUAUAUACCAGGUAUAAUGUUUCUUUUGGCACACUGCAAUAGUGGUAUAAUGUUUCUUUUAAACUCGUUGUGGAUUCUCAGCACAUAGGCCCAACCUGACAUCCUUAAUUGAGUAUCCAGGUUUUUAGGGGACUGGCUUAUAUCCACAAUGUUCAAGGUGUCUGUCAUCGUGAUGUCAAGCCACAGAAUCUUCUGGUAUUUCUUUCGAAAUUGUUUUCUGCAUUAGACAUGGCUUUACCCAAACGACGCUGAUUUUUUUUUCAUUGUUUUCUAUGAACUAUUUUUUACUUUGAAAUUUUGAAUAUGCAGGUUGAUCCUCUCACUCACCAGGUGAAACUUUGUGAUUUCGGAAGUGCCAAAGUGUUGGUAUGUGCUUAUAUACUAGUCUUCCUUAUGCGUAACAUGUCAGUUGCUUGGGAAUGGUUGAUGAUCAUAGUCAGAAGUUGUGGGAGAGAGAGAGCACCGUGGAUUUUUUAGGCUGUCUUUCACCCAUUGCCGGUACAAUAAGUGAAUAACUAAAGGUUUUGAAACAGAAAAUUUAAAACAAGGAAAAUCCACAUAUUACAAAUGAAUAUAAUAUUUAGCCAUUUUAUUUAUAAAUUCGCAAAAUUCAUCCAUUUUGAUGCUUAAAAUUAGAAAUUCUUCAAUUUGUUUGAAUAUGCCCAUUUAAGUUUUGCUUUCAGCCCUUUUUGAUGCUUGCAUGUCCAAAUAUUCCCAUGCACUCCAGCUGUGUUGUUGUUCAUGUGUGUAAGAUCUCUUGCAGAAAUUUCCCAACAUUAAUGGAACAGCACCUUCAUGUCUAGCUGAUGAAGGCUGUUCUGGUCUCUUGUAAGGGCCAUUUUCGCUAUUUCCGCCUCAUUAAUUGCUUUCAAAUAGUUGAAAGUUCCUUAUGAGCAAUCUACUAUAUGUGGUGAAACUUGCUUAGAUAACCUGAGCGAUGGAUAGAGUGAGUCUGCCGUCUUUCUCCCGCAGGCUUGAUCAUUCUUCCUGUUUGUUUCAGUUACCCUUCUUUAAGCCUAUGUGAACAAAGAAAGGAGACGAAUUUUAUGUUUUCAUGAGAGGAAAUGAGAGAGGGUAGGGAGAGGGAGUGGCCUCUUCACUGAGGCACGUUACAGUCUUUUUCAUUUUCUAGUGAAGGGUGGAAUUCAACCCAAGUUCAUCUUUUAUCUGGAUAAAUUGAUUGAAUUUGAGUUUCUCAUACCAUAUAAAGGAAUCUGAUAUAUUACAGCCUCAUUAUGCUACUAAUUCAUGUAUAUAUGUAUGUAUGUAUGUUAUGACCUCUUCAUUAUGCUACUAAAUUGUGUCUGUAUGUAUAUGUAGCCAAGAAUAAUUCAAUAGAAGCCCGCAUAAAACCAACCACAGAGUUGUGUACUUAAAUCUUUCAAAGAUAUGGUUUCGGCGUCAUUCUGCUAACUCAACCACGGCUGACUCAAUCUCUCCGGCUAUAUUUAACCAGGUGAAGGGCGAGGCAAACAUAUCGUACAUAUGCUCUCGCUAUUACCGGGCCCCAGAGCUCAUAUUUGGGGCAGCGGAGUACACAACGUCUAUCGACAUAUGGUCAGCUGGGUGUGUCCUGGCGGAAUUACUUCUUGGACAGGUCAGGCUUCGAUGAACACCAGAGAUAUAAAGCCUGGCAGCCAUUCUUCUGAUGCUGAUGCUGAUGCUGAUGCUGAUGAUUUUGCCUUUUUUGGAAUGUUGACCUUUCUGUGGCAGCCACUGUUUCCUGGGGAGAGUGCCGUUGACCAGCUGGUUGAGAUAAUCAAGGUAUUGAUUGCUCACUCGGACCAUGUGGAGAUGGGGAAUGCGGUAGAUCCUCCUGAGUUAUUAACAUUUACGACCAUCCCAGGUCGUCGGUACCCCAACAAGAGAAGAGAUACGAUGCAUGAAUCCCAACUACACGGACUUCAGGUUCCCCCAGAUUAAGGCCCAUCCGUGGCAUAAGGUGCCCAUUCUCCCUCUCUCUCUCUCUCUCUCUCUCUCUCUCCCCCUCUCUCUCUCAUGGUAGGCCUCCCCCAGGUUUUCCACAAGAGAAUGCCUCCAGAGGCGAUAGAUCUCACGUCGCGACUCCUUCAAUACUCGCCGAGCCUUCGUUGCACCGCGGUCAGUUUCUCCUCUCCUCGAUCCUCCGCACUCUCGGGUUCCUGCUACUUACUAUUUACUCGUCGCAUUGUCCCAUCCGAUGUACUGAAGAGAUCUCCACACAUUGUUGGCAUGGCAGCUAGAGGCAUGCGCCCACCCGUUCUUCGACGAGCUGAGGGAGCCCACCGCCCGUCUGCCCAACGGCCGUGCUCUGCCCCCGCUAUUCAACUUCAAACAGGAGGUAUCUUGAUCUCUCGAGCCUUCUUAACUACGGCAACUGGCCUUGGGCUGACCUCAGACAGCCAUUUCCUAUUGGGUCUGACCUUCCCUUUCUAAAUAGCUGGCGGGGGCCUCACCCGAUUUGGUCAACAAGCUGGUCCCGGAGCAUGCAAGGCGCCAGGGGGGGCUCGGCCCCUUCCAUCCGGCCGCCACAUGA
This is a messenger RNA of Spirodela intermedia, 4399 nucleotides long. NCBI's taxonomy places the organism in Eukaryota, Viridiplantae, Streptophyta, Magnoliopsida, Alismatales, Araceae. The record is from the annotation of a GenBank genome assembly.